AUGAGUGGAGGGGAGCCCAGGAGGAACAAUUGUAGAGGAGGGAGCAACACCGGGAGAGGAGGGGGCAAUAGCUGGAGAGGAGGGGGCAACACCUGGAGAGGAGGGGGCAACACCUGGAGAGGAGGGGGCAACACCUGGAGAGGAGGGGGCAACACCUGGAGAGGAGGGGGCAACACUUGGAGAGGGUCUUCUUCCUCGAGCAGUGGACGAGGAGCACAAGAGCUGCUUGGUGGCACUCAGAGAGUUUGCACUCAGGCCACAUUAAACUGUGAGUGUCCAUAUAAAGGAUGGGCCCUGUACUUCACAGAAGGUUUUACUGAGAGCUCACCGAACGCAGGCAGAAUCAAAGUGUUUGAAAAGUACUUCACCUCCAAGAUUAACCUAUUUGACAAGGAUGAGAUCGAACGUCAGGGCAGCAUACUUGUGGACUAUGCAGAGCUGAUCAGUGACCAGGUGGUUAUUCAAGAGCUUCCAGACUUAGCCAAAGAACUGAAGGAACAACCAGAGAUGAUCCUCAGCUGCCUGGGUGUGGCUAUUCAUCAGGUGUUGACCUCUGACCUGGAGCGUCAGGCGGCCGAGCUAAAAGGGGACGAGCUGCCGGUCACCACACCGCUCAUAAACAUCCCCCACAUCAGCGCCAGGCUGUAUAACUACGACCCGCUGACUCCGCUGAGGCUACUGAGGGCUAGUGUGUUCGGGCGGCUUGUGUGUGUGCGUGGGACUGUGGUCAGAGUCAGUAACAUCAGGCCGCUCUGCACGCGCCUUGCCUUCCGCUGUCUGGUCUGCUCCCACACUCAGGCUCUGCCGCUCCAGCACGGCCACUCCUGUCUGCCUGCUCCUGUCUGCCUGCUCCUGUCUGCCUACUCCUGUCUGCCUACUCCUGUCUGCCUACUCCUGUCUGCCUGCUCCUGUCGGCCAGCUCCUGUCUGCCUGCUCCUGUCUGCCUGCUCCUGUCUGCCUUCUCCUGUCUACCUGCUCCUGUCUGCCUACUCCUGUCUGCCUGCUCCUGUCUGCCUGCUCCUGUCUGCCUACUCCUGUCUGCCUGCUCCUGUCGGCCAGCUCCCUGUCUGCCUGCUCCUGUCUGCCUACUCCUGUCUGCCUACUCCUGUCUGCCUACUCCUGUCUGCCUGCUCCUGUCGGCCAGCUCCUGUCUGCCUGCUCCUGUCUGCCUGCUCCUGUCUGCCUUCUCCUGUCUACCUGCUCCUGUCUGCCUACUCCUGUCUGCCUGCUCCUGUCUGCCUGCUCCUGUCUGCCUGCUCCUGUCUGCCUGCUCCUGUCUGCCUGCUCCUGUCUGCCUGCUCCUGUCUGCCUGCUCCUGUCUGCCUGCUCCUGUCUGCCUGCUCCUGUCCUGCUCCUGCUCCUGUCUGCCUGCUCCUGUCUGCCUGCUCCUGUCUGCCUGCUCCUGUCUGCCUGCUCCUGUCUGCCUGCUCCUGUCUGCUUGCUCCUGUCUGCCUGCUCCUGUCUGCCUGCUCCUGUCUGCCUGCUCCUGUCUGCCUACUCCUGUCUGCUUGCUCCUGGCCUACUCCUGUGCUGUCUGCCUGCUCCUGUCUGCCUGCUCCUGUCUGCCUGCUCCUGUCUGCCUUCUCCUGUCUGCCUACUCCUGUCUGCCUACUCCUGUCUGCCUACUCCUGUCUGCCUACUCCUGUCUGCCUGCUCCUGUCUGCCUACUCCUGUCUGCCUGCUCCUGUCUGCCUGCUCCUGUCUGCCUGCUCCUGUCUGCCUGCUCCUGUCUGCCUGCUCCUGUCUGCCUGCUCCUGUCUGCCUGCUCGCUCCUGUCUGCCUGCUCCUGUCUGCCUGCUCCUGUCUGCCUGCUCCUGCCUGCCUUGCCUCAUGAGCUCCCCUCUCACACAGACUGUGGACUGGCAAAUUAUCAAGGUUCAAGAGCUGAUUGGUGGAGAGCAGCGGGAGGCGGGUCGUAUUCCCCGCACAGUGGAGUGCCACUUGACCGCUGACCUCUGUGACAGCUGCGUCCCUGGAGACACGGUCACAGUGACGGGCAUCGUGCGAGUGACCAAAGAAGGACUUCAGAGAGGAAACAAGGACCAGUGUAUGUUCCUGUUGUACAUUGAGGCCACUUCUGUCAGUAACACUAAAGGACUUCAGUCAAAAGCGGGAAGUCAAGGUUCAGCUGAAGCUCAUUCUGCAGAGGAGUUCAGUCUGAAAGAGCUCUAUGCUAUUCAGGAGAUCCAGUCACAGCCAGACCUGCUGAAGCUAAUGGUUCACUCCCUGUGUCCUGUCAUCUAUGGUCAUUUGCUCGUAAAAGCCGCUCUUGUGCUGGCUUUAUUUGGAGGCCGACAGAAAAACAUUAACAAGAACAGUGUCCCGGUGCGAGGCGACCCCCAUGUGCUGAUGGUAGGAGACCCUGGGCUCGGCAAGAGUCAAAUGUUACAGGCAGUGUGUAAUGUGGCUCCGAGGGGCAUUUACGUCUGUGGGAACAGCACCAGCAGCACCGGUUUGACGGUCACUUUGUCUCGAGAUGCAGCUACAGGAGACUAUGCUCUGGAGGCAGGAGCUCUGGUACUGGCUGAUCAAGGAGUCUGCUGCAUUGAUGAGUUUGAUAAGUUGGGGAACCAGCAGCAGGCUUUGUUGGAAGCUAUGGAGCAGCAGUCUGUGAGUUUAGCCAAAGCUGGUAUUGUGUCCUCUUUACCUGCUCGUACUUCGGUGGUGGCUGCUGCUAAUCCCAUUGGAGGUCAUUACAACCGUGGGAAAACCGUCUCGGAAAAUCUCAAAAUGGGUUCAGCACUGCUCUCCCGCUUUGAUGUGGUCUUCCUUUUGCUGGACAUCCCAGAUGAGUCACAUGACCGGCGUGUGUCUGAACAUGUGAUGGCCAACAGGUCGGGCAAAGGGAGGAUGAGCAGCAGCGUGGUCAGCAGAGACAAUGGCCAAAUGGAGAGCUCCAUUCUGCUCCAACACUCUGAUCUUCCACUCUCUGAACGACUCCAGGUUUCAAUGGGGGAGACUGUGGACCCAAUUCCCGCCUUCCUGUUCAGGAAGUACAUAAGCUACGCCCGUCAGUAUGUGCAGCCAUCUCUGUCCUCCGAAGCAGCAGAGACUCUGCAGAGCUUUUACCUGUCUCUGAGAGCUCAGGGCCAGGCCGCUGACGCCACCCCCAUCACCACCAGGCAGCUGGAGUCUCUGAUCCGCCUCACAGAGGCCAGAGCCAGGCUGGAGUUGAGGGAGAUGGCGAAUAAGAGUGACGCAGAAGAUGUUGUGGAGAUUAUGAAACACAGUCUGGCGGACACAUACUCAGAUGGUCUGGGCAAUCUGGACUUUGAACGCUCUCAGUUGGGUUCAGGCAUGAGUCAGCGCAGCGCUGCCAAGAGGCUGGUCCAUGCUCUGCACACACAUGCUCAGAAAACCAACCAAAAAGAGUUUGACUUGCAGACCAUCCGUGGUGUGGCAGACAAGCUCAACAUCAAGGUCAUGGACUUUGAGGGGCUAUUGAGUUCCCUCAACGAGCAAGGCUUUCUGCUGAAAAAGGGGGCUAAAGUUUACCAACUGCAGACAGUGUGA
This is a messenger RNA of Knipowitschia caucasica, 3513 nucleotides long. The record is from the annotation of a GenBank genome assembly. NCBI's taxonomy places the organism in Eukaryota, Metazoa, Chordata, Actinopteri, Gobiiformes, Gobiidae.